AUGCAUCUCGGAAAUUCUCAACAGCAGCAAGAAAGGGAAAGUUGCCCAGAAGCCAAAGACAUUAAUGGCCAAAGCCUGAGAGCAGAUUUACCGGGCUUAUCUGCCAAACGUAUUGUCAUUGAGCUUGAGUGGUAUGGCAGCAAUCCUGAAGGGAUGUUCUUGGAUAAUGAAGAUACCGAAUCAGACAGAAUCCCGCAGAAUACUUCAGUUACCUGGUGGAUUCCUUUUUUGACCUUCUCUUCUAUCCAUAGUGAAAACACCACGCGGACGGUAGAGACUUACAGGAUGCAGGUAGUGUCACUACACUCUUCUGUGCGUCGAUGCUCCAUCCUCGAGCUCAAAGAAUCAGAGGCAAUCGCUGAUGGUGUCAGUAUAUUGAUGGACGCACAUUGCGACGUGGGAUUCCGCGGUGUCAUCUUCCACGGGGCAGAAUCAAUGCCUAAUACUUUGAUGGAAUACGCCACAGCUCAAGAUGUAGAGGGCGUGGAUAAGAAGGCACUGCUUGGACAUAAACCGUUGCUUCUUUCUUCGAUUCAAAAAUCUAGCAAUUCUUAUAGUGAGCUGCAGGACCCCAUAUGGUAUGUUCAGUUACAAGAAUGGAAGCCGGAAUGUAGCCCCAAUACCUCCCAAGCAUGGUUCCUACCAUCUUCCUCUAUCUCCAACGACAAAAUCUCAUCUUCCUUUUACACCGCAAGCAGUGAUCUCGUGACUGUCAUCUUAUCAACAAAUAGCUCAUUUUCACCUCAAGUUCAAGUUCCUCAAACUACCGCAGCACUUCUUCACCCAAGCGCACCUGAAUCCAUGAACGCUUACGUAAAGAAGCAGCUCUUUCCAAUACCAAGAUGGCUCAAAUGGUCGUUGACCGAAGUCCCAAUCCAGCUCAAGUACCGGCCAUUCACUCGAGAAGAGAGAAGCUUGAUUCGGAACUACCGGACGUGGUACGCAACAGAAUAUGCUCGCCAAAAAGAAUAUGGUCUUUAUGAAGCCAAACUAAGGAACAAUCGAAUCGCAAAGUCUAAUCAGAGUGAUGAAGCCCCCGAGGCAGCGUUUUUGUGUUCUACAUACAGCUCAGAAGGCUCGACAAGUCAUAGGCUUAUAUCUCCCAGUCGCCUAACUUCAUCCCUUCAUCUAACCCCUGAAAGUGAUGGGAGAAACGUGAUUCCCAAAGAAUCAGCAAAGCUUAUGCCCCGGAACGAAGCGGACCGAAGCACUUGGCGCCAAAACAUAUCCUCAGCCCAUCAGGCAGAGGAUACUGCGGGCCUGAUCAAAGCAUCACGGUUUGAGCUCAUGCUCAUUCAUUGGCAACAUACACGCCUCGGCAUCAACACUUCCAUCUCGAUCAAACAGACUGCCGUCAAUAUCCGCCUCUCGGCUUCCGACCCCGAGUCCAGACGCGGUGAAGUGGAGAAAACCGCUGACCGAACGACACGGCCCCCGUACAAAGCUCGUCCAGCUACCUCACCUUCUCCAAAGUCUAUCUUCAGCCGUGGGGGCAUAUCAGCCAUCGCUGCUCCCUCCAUCAUCGCGUCGCGCGUCGGCCUCACCCGCUCCAUCCGUUUCGAGGCGAGGUGCCACACCUCCAAGCGGGCUUGUCCGACGGGCUCUAGGCCACUACCAUCCCCUUCUACAUCCUACCGCACCACACACGAAUCGAACAUGGACCCAGCCAAAUUCCCACCUGCCUCGAUUUACAUGACCUUUGUCAUCGUCCACGGACGUCGUCAACAGCCCGAACUAGUUCAAACAGGCAAGAUUAUGCCGGCUGUGAGACGAUUCUCAACCUCGCGUUGGUUCCUUGGAGAACAUCAGACACUGGGUCGGUAUUAUCUGUCCUGGGCUGCCUACUCCACCCUCCCGCCGGAACAGAUAUGUGAUCAAUAUCUGCCGGACGGUUACGUUUCCCGGUUCGGCUGUUGGAGCCAUUGGAGAAAAGGGCACAGAGCGAGAGAUGUUUGGAACUUUGGGAUGGAGAAGGGAACCCGGAAGGGCAAGACAAGUCCUGCAACAACGGUAUUGACCCAACGACUCCAACGAGCCAGGGGACAGGGAGAUCUUGGAGCAGUUCACCCCUUCUCUGCCACAGGGACGCAAACUUGGCGAACCCGGGGAAAAGCCGUCCCAGGUUCCCAGCCGUACACAGGCCUCCCGUUUGAUCCCAUCGCUCAGCCGCGUAACUGGUGGCCGCCGGAGCUGAGCCCCGAGAGCGGUGAUUGGCAGGCACCGUCCGAGAUCCACCAACGAGCGGUUCCUAGGGUCCCCGUUUUGUUACUGCUGCUGCUGCCUAUGGGGACUUCGAGAGAGCUGUUAGGAGUUGGGACGAAUUGGUUGCGAAGCACCUGCCAUAUUGGGGAGUUUGAAGAGCAACCAUUUUCAGUGCUCGGAAAGAGGACGCAAACACAACGUUCCAUCCCUACGCGAAGGAAUAUGCACGAGAAGAAAGCAAUGAAGAUUUAG
Messenger RNA from Colletotrichum lupini, 2454 nucleotides. RefSeq lists its product as uncharacterized. NCBI's taxonomy places the organism in Eukaryota, Fungi, Ascomycota, Sordariomycetes, Glomerellales, Glomerellaceae. The transcript has 21 exons. The coding region runs from base 1 to 2454 and encodes 817 amino acids. The record is from RefSeq and is a predicted model, not a curated record.